AUGAAUAUUUUCCGGUUCGUUGCAGACCUUCUGCAUUUAGCAAGUAUACUUAUCUUGUUAUACUCCAUUGAGAAGAAUAAGUCAGUGAAUGGUUUGUCCUUGAAAACUCAACUCUUAUACGUGUUGGUGUUUGUCACCCGUUACUUGGAUUUGUUCACCACCUACAUUUCCUUGUAUAACACUCUCAUGAAGAUAUUUUUCAUUGCCUCGUCCUGUUAUGUUGUCUACCUUAUGUCAGUGAAGUACGCCAAGUCCAUUCGGGAGAAUAUUGACACCUUCCCAGCCAGAUACAUCAUUGGAGCCGCUGCUAUUUUAUCCUUUAUUUUCACGCACAGAUACACCUUUAAAGAAGUGCUUUGGUCGUUCUCCUUAUGGAUAGAAGCUGGUGCAAUUCUUCCGCAACUCUUCAUGUUGCAAAGAACUGGUUCCGCUGAAAACAUCACUACGCAUUAUAUCUUUGCUUUAGGGCUUUACAGAGCAUUAUAUAUCCCUAACUGGAUUUACAGGUUCUUCACGGAGCUGCAUUUUGACUACAUUGCCUUCCUUGCUGGUGUCGUUCAAACACUUGUUUAUUCCGACUUCUUCUACAUAUACUACACUAAAGUCAUGCAAGGAAAGAGCUUUGAGUUGCCAGUCUGA
Molecule: messenger RNA, 639 nt
Organism: Candidozyma duobushaemuli
Lineage: Eukaryota; Fungi; Ascomycota; Pichiomycetes; Serinales; Metschnikowiaceae
Exons: 1
Coding region: 1-639 (212 amino acids)
Biological process (GO): endoplasmic reticulum to Golgi vesicle-mediated transport; protein retention in ER lumen
Cellular component (GO): cis-Golgi network; membrane; endoplasmic reticulum
Molecular function (GO): ER lumen protein retrieval receptor activity
Source: RefSeq, a predicted model, not a curated record